CCAGCGACCAUUAUUUAGGGGCAGCGAGUUACAUUCUCUCGGUAGAUUCAUUGGUUACGCUUACGGCAAUGGCUUCCUCUCUGCGACGCAUCUCGAGCCAUGGUGGUGCUCUUCGAACCACAUUCUUCGCUGGGUCAAGGCCUUUCUCUGCUGAUGCUUUAGAGGUUUACAAGCCUGGCGAGAUCGGUAUGGUCUCUGGGGUCCCCGACGAGCACCUCCGUAGGCGGGUUGUGAUUUUCUCUCCUGCUAGAACAGCAACUCAACAAGGAUCAGGGAAACUUGGGAGAUGGAAAAUCAACUUUGUGUCCACACAGAAGUGGGAGAAUCCAUUGAUGGGCUGGACAUCUACUGGGGAUCCAUAUGCCAAUGUUGGUGAUUCUGCUCUUGGUUUUGAUAGUGAAGAAGCUGCUAAGGCAUUUGCAGAGAAACACGGUUGGGAUUAUGUGGUUAAGAAACGCAAUACUCCAUUAUUGAAGGUGAAGGCAUAUGCUGACAACUUCAAGUGGAAGGGUCCCCCCAAAACAGAGGAAAGCUAAUUAUACUUGGUCCUGAUUUUAUUUCUUUUUUCUGUGUUAAGAGACAUUGCAACAAGGCUUGGAAUCUUCGUUGUCGCACAUUUUCUGAUGAGAAAUCAGUUGCCCCUAUUGAACACCUUGAGUAUAAUAAAUGGAUUUCGUGGCUUAUAUAUAUAUAUAUAUAUUUCUUACUUCUUUUCUUUGAUAAUUACAAUACACUUGUAGUCUUACGUUGGAACUUUGCAGCCGCUCUAUUGAUGGGUUGUUCAUUUAUCUUUAGUUUGUAUAAACCAUGUCGUUUUUAACUCGUCCUCGCAUAUGGAAAUCGCACUUUCUUUUUUCGUUU
Humulus lupulus (European hop) is the source of this 861-nucleotide messenger RNA. RefSeq names its product NADH dehydrogenase [ubiquinone] iron-sulfur protein 4, mitochondrial. The transcript has 5 exons. Lineage: Eukaryota; Viridiplantae; Streptophyta; Magnoliopsida; Rosales; Cannabaceae. The coding region runs from base 69 to 536 and encodes 155 amino acids. The record is from RefSeq and is a predicted model, not a curated record. Gene Ontology annotation, biological process: electron transport chain.